CCAUGGUGUCAAACUGCGAACCUCUACAUCAGCUCAGGACGAAAACGACACCCACCUAAAAAUUAAACAUCAGCUGCAAAUCACUCACCAACCGUCAAUUCACCACUGUGAAAUGCGCAUCCACACCACUCGUUUCUGUGUUCAUCCGGGGUAUUGCAUGCAGUACAGCGAAUACCUAGCAAAAAAAGCUCCUACCACCUGCCCUGACCACGGCCGCCACUGACUGACCGUCGCGUUUCCCAACCACACAGGCACUCGCGCAACCAACACUUCAGAGCUGCGCAUUGCGACAGCGACGGCGCCCCGUUGGCAACGCAAUAAAGUCGAUUAGGACAACUCAACAAUUAUCCAACAGCCUGCAUGCAUUCGCGAUUGAUUCAGCAGCAGCAAACAGCAGCAGCGAUAGCAUAGAAGAUGGAGAACAAGAGAAAGGUUAGCGGCGUGAAUGGCUUUGAAGCUGGGUCGGGAGCCGAUAUCGAUCGAGCUGCAAAGCGUCGCAAGUUGCAGGAGGAGUUCGGCGACCUUUCAAAAGGAGAGACAGCUCAGUCAACCAAGGCGUAUGGGUUGAACAUUCUCGAGUCCAUCCGAGCAACCACAGACAAGAAUGGCCGUCCAGUUUCUCCCUUCUUCGAGCGCCUUCCCACCAAGGCCGAAAACCCAGAAUAUUACAAAAAGAUCCGAUUACCUCUAUCGCUAGAGAUUAUUGAGCGCAAACUGAAUAAGCAUGAGUACCCGAAUCUGUCAGCUCUGGAGGGAGACUUCAAGCGGCUGGUAUCCAACGCAAAGGAGACGAACACGAGACAGUCUGAGGUCUUCGGCGAUGCGGAGCGCGUGCGAAAGGCUGUCAGCAACUUGAUGGUCAAGUUUAAUCCUGCGUAUAAGGCAGGAAAUUAUCAGGCUGUCGCUACUCCACUGCCUCCGACCCCUGACCCGGACGAGGUCAACGGCGAAGAAGAUGCAGAGGGCGAAGAAGAGGACGUGGAGAUGCAGCCUGCUCCAGACAGAGACGCACACGGAGAGGCAGAUGAUGAUGCGGAAGCUGACGAGGAUAAAAGCGAGGAAGAUGCCGAGGGCUCAGAUGAAGAAGACGACGAGCCUGAGCCUGUUGUGCGGAAGAGAAGACCUGGCAGACCACCCAAGAACGCCACAUCGACGACACCAAAGCCAUCCCGUUCCGGAUCAGCCCAUGGCAAAACCGACUCACAGUAUGAGAACACGUCAUACAAAGGUCUCACUUUCCAGCAAGCUCAGGAGAAGAUUGUGGAGGACACCAUCCGAGUCAAGGAUGAUGGUGGUGACUGGCAGUACUUCGAACCAUUCAUCUACCUACCACCUCGCUCCCUGAAGGACUAUUAUGAGAUCAUCGCAGAGCCCAUGUCUCUGAAAGCUCUCCAGAAGCAAGUCCGUGGCCAACAUGGCCGCGGUGAAGCAACCGGCGUCAGUGACUUCAAGGGCUGGGCUGCAUUUGAAGAUCAAGCAAGUCUCAUCUGGAAGAAUGCAUAUCACUACAAUGAGGAUGGCAGUGAGAUAUUCUCGAUGGCCCAGGAGCUCGAAGAGCAUUUCAAAAGAUUAGUUAAAGAGGCCAAACGUUACGUACUGGAGCCCCCACAACCAAAGAUCAAGCUCAAGAUACCCCAGAGCGCCGAAACACCACCUGUGCAUUCUAAGAAAAUCACCAUUCACGUCGGCGGCAAAGUCAGUGCAGCAGGCUCACCGGCACCACCAACUGUCCAGUCAGGAGAGGCAGAUGGCGCCCGCAAUGGCACUCCGCUGGCACGAAAUCCUUUUGGUGGCUCAAAUGCAGCUGCUGUUAAUCUCAGCCAACUGGAGAAAGCCAGAAGCUUGUCCGUCUCUGGAGCUUCCCCCAGCCCUUCUGUCGCAGGUGGGGCGGUCAAGCCGGAAGAACCAGCGCGACAAUCACCCGCAAUCCCGGCGCAGGUCAGCAGCAUGACGACGCAACAACAAUUUGCUCCCAUGGGGCAAGCCCCGGCCCCAGCUCCAAAUGGUGUAGCCGCCCCUCUUCCUCCGCCGCCGCCACCACCGCCGAAGCGGACUGCAGCUGACAUCUUGGAAGCCCAGAAAUAUCGUCCUCAUGGUUUCAAAGUUACUGAGGCUCUAAUGCCCCAAGUUGUCAUAAGAUCCCACCCUGAUCUCCAUUCCUCGAAUAAUCGAAUGGAGAAUCGACUGGAGAAUCGACUGGCGAUCACAUUGUACGCCAGUGAUGUCGAGUCCCAGCAAGAACUUGUCUUCAACGCGCCAGCAAGAUAUUACCGUCUGCAACUCCAUCCCAUUAUAGCACCCUUUCUGGAGGCCCAGCAGCGUGAGUGGAAGUUGAACGUCACACAAAACUUUAGUCGCGUGUACCCCAUCCUGAGUCCUGAAGACAAAAGAAACGAGCCUGUUUUCGACAUCAACUUGCAUUAUGGGAGCAACCGCCUCGAGGUCAGUCUCGUAGCUGCUCUCCCGAAGGGUGAAAAGGGCCCGCACGGACUGGGCAUGGAAAUGGAAAAAUUCGUCGUCUUCUUCAAUCUAAUCAAGUCCCUUUGAGUAUGCAGUGCAGGAAGGGAAAUUGAUUAGGCAAGUGGAUGGAUAGGACGGGGAGUUUAGGGUUGUAAGAGUUGGCUCGUUGGCCGGCCUGUAGUAUUGUAGGGUUUACAAAAUAGCGAGCACAAUGGUUGGUUGCACUUGCAAAGCUGCUACAGAUGGCGAAGCAGAUGGAUGCGCUUGCAGAGCCGUCAUAGACAAGCAUCUUUGCUCUGGACGUUAUUACAUUCUAGAUGUACGAAUGAUAUCAAUUACUCUUUAUG
This is a messenger RNA of Pseudomassariella vexata, 2807 nucleotides long. Its product is annotated as Bromodomain-containing protein. NCBI's taxonomy places the organism in Eukaryota, Fungi, Ascomycota, Sordariomycetes, Amphisphaeriales, Pseudomassariaceae. Bases 415 to 2547 code for a protein of 710 amino acids. The transcript has 6 exons. Gene Ontology annotation, molecular function: protein binding. Gene Ontology annotation, cellular component: RSC-type complex. Gene Ontology annotation, biological process: chromatin remodeling. The record is from RefSeq and is a predicted model, not a curated record.